Messenger RNA from Drosophila arizonae, 783 nucleotides. RefSeq names its product LSM12 homolog a (gene Lsm12a). Gene Ontology annotation, molecular function: RNA binding. NCBI's taxonomy places the organism in Eukaryota, Metazoa, Arthropoda, Insecta, Diptera, Drosophilidae. The record is from RefSeq and is a predicted model, not a curated record.
ACACAUAUAUAUAUACUUCUAUCGCCUGUUGUCAAUAUCAUAUCGGAAGUUGUUCGAGUUGCAGCGACAGCGACAAUUAAAAAUGGCCGCUGCCACCGCCGACGUUGGAAAUGCAGUGAACGAUUGCUUCAGUAUCGGUUCCACAGUGAUCUGUACGACUUGUUUCAAGGAGGAGGUCGAGGGGGAGGUUCUCGCGUUUGAUCAUAACACAAAAAUGCUUAUAUUGCAAUGCCACUCAAAAACUUCAGGUGAACUGAGUGAUGUUUAUGUGAUGAACUUAUCGUUGUGCAGUAAUGUGCAGGUGAUCAAGGAAUGUAAUGGAAACUUCAUUGAUGAUCCUCAAAAGCUCAACCUGGAUCAGGUUAAAAUGCGCCUUCGUAAAACAGUAGAAAGACGUCAAGACUAUCUCAAGUCCAAAAAUGCGGAUGUUACACCAGAAGCACAAGAGCUCUAUCGAGCGAUAGCCAAACAACUUGGGUACAAUGAAGUUUCCUGGCAAGGAGCAAACAUACAAAUUUUGAAUGAAGUUACCGUUUCGCCGCCAUAUAGGGUGGACAAUGUUGUAUCCAGUUCGGACAACGACAAGUCGUGCACGUAUAUUAAACGAAUUAUAAAUCAGUUCUUCACCACGAGACCUUCGGCGGCUCAGGAAAAUGCGCAUGGUGCCAGCUCUUCGUCGGCAUCGGUUUCGCCCACUUCCUCAUCCUUAUCAUCAAGUAACGCAGCUUCAGGAUCACCGGUUCCCGCUAACUAAAAAUAAAAAGAAAAAACAUAUUUGCUUCA